Molecule: messenger RNA, 779 nt
Organism: Sinocyclocheilus grahami
Lineage: Eukaryota; Metazoa; Chordata; Actinopteri; Cypriniformes; Cyprinidae
Product: protein phosphatase 1 regulatory subunit 1C-like
Exons: 6
Coding region: 182-664 (160 amino acids)
Biological process (GO): intracellular signal transduction
Cellular component (GO): cytoplasm
Molecular function (GO): protein phosphatase inhibitor activity
Source: RefSeq, a predicted model, not a curated record
ACAGCAAAGCGGAGAGAGAUCUGAGCGUGUCCCGGAGCAGUCGGAAAACUCACGCUGAGAAGACCUGCAGCCAUCUCUGCUUCUGAAGGCGGGCCAUACAGGAGGGAGAGGAAAUCACAGGGGCUGAUAAGUAGGGUCCACUUUGUCUCCAUCUCUCUCUCCAUCAGCUCUCUCGUUCAGCAUGGAGCCCAACAGCCCUAAGAAAAUUCAGUUUGCCGUUCCGCUCUUCCAGAGCCAGUUGGAUCCCCAGGCGUCCGAGCAUAUUCGCAAACGCAGACCAACUCCAGCCACUUUGGUCAUCUACAAUGAGCCCAGUGCAUCAGGAGAUGACAAGCAGACUACAAGCAGUCAAACAGAAGCCCAGAGUGCCCAGCUGUCUCCAGCCCAGAGGAAACAGAGCGUCUACACGCCACCGACCAUGAGAGAGCUGCAGCUGGUGGUGGAGCAGCACUUUCAGAGGCAGGAGCAGCAGGAGCCGGGGCUCUCUGACAGCCCAGACACGCCCAGUCCAAUCACAGCACAGCAUUUUGCCAACGAAGCUCAGUGGGCCAAUCACAACAGCUCAGAGCCCAAUGGCAAUGAGACUUAUGUCAGUACUGAGGGGCAGCCAGGCAGCAGUGGGGCCGGGGGUAAGUCCAGAACAAAAACUGGGAAGCAGUGGUAAUAUCGUUGCUUUGAACAAUAUAUAGGUAGCUAGGAAAGUACAUGUAACAAUCCCUCACUUGUAAUAGAUAAAACAAAUACAAUAAACAGAUCAAAUAAAUCUGUGCAGAGAAUUA